AUGAGCACUCCCUGUUCGACGGCCAGCGCGUCUUCUUCGUCUUCUACACCGACGUCACCAUCUCCCACGACGUCUUCUACGAAUUCUACGAAAUUCACGACACCUUUGAAUUCUGAGAAACCACUAAAACUGUGUGUCAACGAAGUUCCAUGGAAAAUGGUGCCCCAGACGUGCGAGGAGUAUGAAGAAUACGAGUUUUUAGAUGACACGAAUGGCCGUCUCUCGGACGCCGAAUCGUUCGUAUGGAAGUGGUCGCCGUGUGGAAGAUAUGGAGUCGAUAUGCCUGGCGGUCGAGAAAACAUCAAUCAGGAACUGAAAGAUCGAUUGGCAAUGUUCGACCUUCAUAACAACUUUUGGACACUUUACACAAUUGAAGAUGGCGGCAUUUUCAAAAUUCCGAGAGUUUGUUUUCUCUAUUGGGUGACGGACGAUAUCAUUGGAACCGUGUCUCUUGUGAAAGGCUACGAACCAGGACCAGACGACGAGAUUCGAAUGAAAUUCAAGCAGGCAUUCUACGUGGUUUGUCACUCGACCCAGAAGCUAUUCUACGCUGGUUCCUGCCUCUAUCGAACUGAAAAAACAAUCGUCGCUUCGUAUUGGUAUCAUAUUUUCGAAAAUCGACACGGUGAACCAUUCGUUGAUCACAAUGGAAACAUUUGGUUGGUAUUCUCAAAUGGAUCCGAUACGCUGAUUCUUCUGCCAUUCGUACCGUCGCCAAAAAUUAGGGAUGCGAAAUUUGUGACAUUUGAUAUGAAUCAAAUUGUCAGUCAGAUUAUUGGCACUCGAGUGUUUCUGGACCCAUUCAUGUGCGCCCAUUACGUUCCGUACGUCUUCCAAAACGAGAUCAACUUCUUCAUUCGAAUCGAUAAUUUCUCAUUUAUCGAGGAUCACGAACGGGAUUAUAGUGCUCCAACUACCACUCAUGGAGCCAGAGAAUCAGCAUCCCGGGGUGUCUAUCAGCUUCGGAUCAAUUUGAGAAAUGUGAUUGAACGAGGAGAGAAGCUCGGCCCAGUAGAAACAAGUUUCACUCGGCAGGAUGUCAAUUUAUCGAUUAAACUAUUCGAAGACUUUCAAAAUGGACACAUGUGCAUUGCUCAGCAUCGGAAAGACGUUGUGAUUCAUGUUUGGCAGAAUAAUACUGUAGAUAUGGUGCUAACGAAGAAGAUAAACGCGAGAACCUGCAAACUAGAAUCCCGACUCAAAUGCUGCAGCCAGAAUCCACGGGACGCCUCAUUCUGCACGAUAGACCUAAAAACUGGCUCGGUUCGAAAAUUCGAUGCCUUCAUUUUAGGAACCGACGUUAUUCAAAUCCAUCCGACCGGAUCGCUUUUCAUGUUCCGAUACAAGGAGAUUUAUGCAAUGACAUUCUGCGAACUUCCAUACUUUCCACCGAUCUCUCUCGUUCUAAAAUGCAAACAAGUGCUCAAUAAAUGUGUCAUCGUGGAUCCAGAAUGCGAAUUCAAACAGUGCUGCCUGAAAAGUCAAGAAGAAGAAGUAUACUAA
Caenorhabditis briggsae is the source of this 1503-nucleotide messenger RNA. It is a transcript of the gene Cbr-zif-1, whose product is annotated as Protein CBR-ZIF-1. Bases 1 to 1503 code for a protein of 500 amino acids. Lineage: Eukaryota; Metazoa; Nematoda; Chromadorea; Rhabditida; Rhabditidae. The transcript is spliced from 8 exons. The record is from RefSeq and is a predicted model, not a curated record.